Pelobates cultripes (western spadefoot toad) is the source of this 285-nucleotide messenger RNA. NCBI's taxonomy places the organism in Eukaryota, Metazoa, Chordata, Amphibia, Anura, Pelobatidae. The record is from the annotation of a GenBank genome assembly.
AUGCCCAAGCAUCCCACCUCACCCAGAACUGCACCCAACAACAAUGCCUGCGCGGCCGCAUGGACUCACGACUGUCGGCGAGUGCAGACGAGAAAAAAAAAACAAAACAAAAAACGCGAGAGUGCCGCCGACCGACAAGUACGCCCGAAAGAGAGGCGCGGCAAGCACAGCCGCCAGAAGGGGCACCGCAGCAGAGCCCCCACCCCCCCCCAAGAGCCCAAAGAACACCCGCAAAAACAGAGACCCGAGGCUCGCAGCGCCAGAGGCAGAGCCCAGGAGGACUGA